AUGCCUUCUAUUCAAGGAAAAUAUCAGCAUUAUAAGAAUGAGAAUAUAGAUGAUUAUUUUACUGCAGUUGGUGUACCAUUUAUGGGUAGAAAAAUGAUGGCAAUGUCUUCACCAUUGAUGGAAAUAACUUUUGAUGGUGAGAAUAUGAGUAUUAAGAACUCUUCUUUGCUCAGAACAGUGGAAUUGAAAUUCAAAAUUGGCGAGGAAUAUGAAGAGCACAUGCCUAACACUACAAUCAAGAGUGUUACAACUGUUGUCAAUGAUAAUGAAAUAAAGACCGAUUCUAUAAUCCCACAAACUAAUGAAAAAUGUGGGCGGCAUUAUUUAUUCACUGAUGAUGAAUGCAUUGUGACACUGACACAUGAAAAAGCUAAGACACCUGGUAAACGUUACUUCCGCAGGGUAAAAGAUUAA
This is a messenger RNA of Parnassius mnemosyne (clouded apollo), 414 nucleotides long. Lineage: Eukaryota; Metazoa; Arthropoda; Insecta; Lepidoptera; Papilionidae. The record is from the annotation of a GenBank genome assembly.